Molecule: messenger RNA, 1550 nt
Organism: Paramecium primaurelia
Lineage: Eukaryota; Ciliophora; Oligohymenophorea; Peniculida; Parameciidae
Source: the annotation of a GenBank genome assembly
AUGGAUAUCUAAGCAGAAAUAAUCAAGAUUAAACAAAAAUUUUAAUUCCACUACAUUAAACAGAAUAUUUCAAAGCAAUAUACCCAAAAAUAACUAAAAUCUUUCUUAGAGAAUUAGAUGAUUUAAAAUUCAAAUAUAAAAUCACCUAAAACGAUUAAAUCAAAAGCUUUGAUUGAUUUGAUGUCUUAAAUUCAGAAAAUGAUAGGGAAAGAAUAUUUAGAAAACUUACAAGCAAAAAAUAACAGUUCCCAAUAGUGAGACUAGAACCAUCUUUUUUGUAAUAUUAACCUGUUAAUAAGGGUAAUACUGCAAGAUUAUCCUAUUAAUAACUUAAAGCAUAGAAGAUUAAUUCUUUGCACAAAGUUAAACAUAAGAAUGGUAGUUCAUAUGAAUCCACUCUUUAAGAUGGGAAUAAAUUUUUGAUGCCUCACAAUCCAAAUAACAAUAAUGAAAAGGCAUUUACUAAAAAAAAUAUCUGCUUAAAAAUGGAUAUUCAAAUAAAUGGUAGAAAGUAGGAAAACCAAUAGAAACGAAAUCAAUAAAAGUAUUAGAGGUUUAAUCAAUACAGGGAUAAAGUGAGAAAUUUAACAUAUAAUCUAUUUCAGCACAUGAAAUGAAUUAUCAAUUAUAAUAUACUAAAAUAUUAGAGUAAAUAGGAGGAGUAAUAGCAGGAACACUUGGUAGUUUGACCGCUGACUGUAUAAUCAAUGGAAUCGAUGCAUAACAUUAGGUAAAGGACUAUUAGCUUCUGCUACUAUUUAAGGAGGUUUCUACAUGCUUAAAGUGUACAAUCUUUUGGAAGAGCAGCUCCUUAUGUUGGAAUUGGAUUAACAGCAUUUAUGAUAAGAAUUUGAGUAGGAGGAGUAAUCUUGUCUGAUUCCUUGUCUUAAAGUGAGAAAGUAUAUAAUUCUAUGUUGAUUGCUGUCAAAACUGGAAGUGCUAUAGAAUGAGGUUUUAUAGGAAUUGAAGGUGGAAUGGGAUUAGGUGCCCUAGGUGGUCCAAUUAGAGUUGUGAUAGGUGAAAUCAUUUGAGAUCCUAUUUCAGGGGCAAGUGAUAAUUUAUUAGGGAGAGCAACUGAUCAUUUUACUUAGUUUACAAGUUGAUUUUGAUAAAAAUCAUAAAUCUAAAGUUGAGGAUGGUUACUUAAUUAAUCCAGGAUCACUUCCCAAGAUAAGUUGAAAAUAGUCAAGGAAAAAGUAAAGAUUCUAAUUUUAAUUGCAUAAACUGACACUUUUAUAGCUUGUUUAAUUCCAAGUAUCGAUAGAAAUAAGACAGAAAUUUAAGAGAAUGAAGAAAUUGGGAUUCAAUUUAAUGAAUAUAAAUAUAUAGGUUAUGAUGCUUCUUGUUAAAUUAUUACAUUUAGACUCCUUGCAACAACAGAGGAUGAGAUAUUGUAACAAUUCUAAAAUAAUGAAACAAACAUUAUUGAUAUUGCUUAGAAAAUAUUAAAUAAUUAUGAUUUACAUUCAAAUACGAAUUAUAUCUAUUAUAACUUAUAUUAUAGAUAAUCAAAUCUUUUAUUAAAACAGUGCCUUCAUACAAAUCAUUGA